AACGUUAUUGUAAAUCUUUUGCAACAAUGGCUUCAUUUCCAAAAUCCCUUACAAACCCUACCUUUGUUGUUGUUUUCAUGGUCAUAUUUUUAUGUUAUACACCACUUGUAUUGGCUCAAUGUGAAGCUGAGUCCAAAAAUGGAUGCCAUGACAAGGAAGAAGCCAUGAAGCUAAAAAUCAUUGCCUUUGUUGUAAUUUUGCUAGCUAGUAUGAUUGGUGUGAGCUUGCCAUUGUUUUCUCGUCGAAUGCCGUCACUCGGACCCGAUAGGGACUUGUUCACCAUCGUCAAAGCAUUUGCUUCGGGUGUUAUCCUAGCGACUGGGUACAUGCACGUCUUACCAGACUCGUUUGAUGACUUGAUGUCCGAUUGUUUGCCUGAAAACCCAUGGAGGAAGUUCCCAUUCACGACAUUCGUGGCGAUGUUGUCGGCUAUUGUGACGCUUAUGGUGGAUUCGUUUGCCAUGAGCGUUUAUAGGAAACAUCAUGCUAAGGCUUUGAUGGCGGGGGAGGGUACGGAUGUCGCUAGAUUGGAGAAUGGGGAUGUACAGAGAGAGAACCAUGGACAUGAACAUCACGGUGUGAUGAAUCAAAAAUCACAACUGUUACGACAUCGGGUUAUUGCUCAGGUGUUGGAGUUGGGAAUUAUAGUUCAUUCAGUGGUGAUUGGUCUUGCAAUGGGAGCUUCUGAAAAUCCAUGUAUCAUUAGGUCACUCAUCGCUGCUCUUUGCUUCCACCAAAUGUUUGAGGGAAUGGGUCUUGGUGGAUGCAUACUACAGGCUGAGUACAAGUUCAAACUGAAAGCAAUCAUGGUACUCUUCUUUUCAGCCACAACACCACUAGGGAUUGUUCUAGGGAUUGGAUUGUCCAAGGUUUACAGUGAGACAAGCCCAACAUCACUCAUUGUGGUGGGACUACUUAACGCUAGCUCAGCAGGGUUACUCAAUUACAUGGCUCUGGUCGAUCUACUAGCAGCUGAUUUUCUAGGACCUAAGCUUCAAACCAAUAUGAAGCUCCAAAUUUGGUCAUAUGUUGCAGUUUUGCUGGGUGCUGGAUUUAUGUCUCUUAUGGCAAAAUGGGCCUAGUGAUUUUUCUAACAUGUAUAUAUGUAUUUUUUUAGUUUUUCUAAGAGUUUUUAUUUUUAUUUUUUAUGGGAUUUUAUUUGGAUAUUUUAUUGAAAGUCUCAUUAUUAUGUGAAAUAUAUAUAUAUAUUUUUGAACAUUAAUUGUUAUUAUAUUUGUU
This is a messenger RNA of Gossypium arboreum, 1239 nucleotides long. Its product is annotated as zinc transporter 7-like. Gene Ontology annotation, biological process: zinc ion transmembrane transport. The coding region runs from base 27 to 1082 and encodes 351 amino acids. Gene Ontology annotation, molecular function: zinc ion transmembrane transporter activity. NCBI's taxonomy places the organism in Eukaryota, Viridiplantae, Streptophyta, Magnoliopsida, Malvales, Malvaceae. The transcript has 3 exons. Gene Ontology annotation, cellular component: plasma membrane. The record is from RefSeq and is a predicted model, not a curated record.